AUGUCGAUUCACGCAGUUCAGCGAAAGGUUGAAACAUAUUCCUAUGGUCCCAAAAUAGAGCUUCAAAUUUACAGCAUCAAAGAAUCGGUCCCGAGCUAUGCACAAUUACAAGGGAUGUUUCACACUAAAACAACACCUGGUCUCGACACGCCAGAAUUUGUGGUUUUCUUGAAUCAAGCUUACGGAGAUUAUGCCAUGCAGAUUUUUCUCGCAGAUACAUUUUAUUGA
Molecule: messenger RNA, 228 nt
Organism: Botrytis deweyae
Lineage: Eukaryota; Fungi; Ascomycota; Leotiomycetes; Helotiales; Sclerotiniaceae
Exons: 2
Coding region: 1-228 (75 amino acids)
Source: RefSeq, a predicted model, not a curated record